AUGUUUCUAGAACUGGAUGAAGAUAGUUCAAUGAGUGGUUCAUCUACUAAAGGAAAACAUCGGGAUUCGGAUUCAAGAUCCGCUGUAAAUAAUGAACAGGAGCAAUUAAAUUUUAUGGAAUUUAUAAAAGAUUUAAUGCAAAAAGCUGAAGUAUCAAGCGCUAUAUUUCAAGAUCUUAUGGUGGCUCAGCAUGUUAAACGAGCUGAAACAGCCAAAGCCUUUUAUAAUAUUUUGG
Messenger RNA from Racocetra fulgida, 235 nucleotides. NCBI's taxonomy places the organism in Eukaryota, Fungi, Glomeromycota, Glomeromycetes, Diversisporales, Gigasporaceae. The record is from the annotation of a GenBank genome assembly.